ACUCUUCUUGUAUGCGGCCUCCGUCUAAAUGCCGCUUAUGAACACCGCUUCGGCCACGCUCAUCUACACGCCGAAAAAUGCCCACGGUGGUCCUAGUCGAUAAUUCCGGCAUCCUGGAUACUGUCGUCCGCGAUCGCACGACUAUCAAGGACAUUUUGCAACAAGGCGUGCGCUUCUUCCUUAAGGAAUUCAGUGACAAAAACAAGAUGGAUGUAAUAGCCGCAGUGCCCAUCGACGGGAGCGAAACCUUCAUUAUGGACUUCACUCAGGAAGUCAAGCCCUCAACAUUCACCUUAGACGAAGUCAAGCGCUCCAAGCUCGCGUGUAUAGACGUCAGGCGAGGACUCGACACGGCCAUCCGAAUUUGUAUGGAUCAGUUCGGCCGCCACGUCUCGGUACAUUUUGUCCUCUUCAGCUGGAUAGACCACACCUUUACCGAAACCCCGGCGUUGGCUGUUCCCUUCGACUGCAAGGUCCACGUCCUGGGCUACGGGCAUUUUCAGGAAGGCAACGCGAAGCCAAAUCCUCUCAGAGAGCUCGCCAACUCUUGUUCUGGCUUCUUCAGUUACUAUUCGGUAAGAAGUCCGACUCAAUCACUCGAUUCAAAAAUAAAGUCCCUCUUCGAACAACAUUACGCACCGCACAACUGCCACCUGGUCAUGGGACAUGUAAGUUCCCCGGUUCUCCUCGUCCCGAACCCGAACGUUUCCCUGUGGAGCCAGUUGGCCGCCAGGCACAGGCUCUGCCUCGAGUUCCCGUCCAUCUUGUCCAUCAUAGGGUUCAUUCAUCAGCGCUGGUCCUUUUCCCUGCCCUCCGUGACCCGCUUCGUCCUGUUUCCCAGCGAAGCCGACUGUCACGAACAAACCGCGUCGCCGCCCGUUCCCUCCCCGUUCCUGUUUUUGCUUCACAACCUGCUCGUCCGAACCAAAAAAGCCGCCGCCGUCCGUCUCGACAAAUGCUGGUACGGAUUGAUUCACGUGAGCCACAAGUCCAGAAAGCUGGCUUCUUCUCACCACCUACCCCCCCAAGAAAGCUCUGGGCCCGCCGAAAUUUCCUCUGUCCUCUUACUCACCGUCCUGUGUCGGCACAGCAGUCUGGAAUGGAUUGGACGGCUAGAUCGGCUCGUGCUCGACAAAAUUCAAAGCGAUUCACUCUCAAAACAUCAAGCUCUCCACCACCUACCCCUGACCUUGAAGGAACCUUGGCCAAGCUACAACCCGUCCCUGCAAGACGAGGACAGCUUCAUCUUCGCGGCUGCCGACCCGGGCAUGCUCCAACUGGAAGUCUCUCGGCUGCACGCCUUCAUCGCCGACCUCCCGAACCAGUGCGCGGACGUUUUCAAGCAACUCGAACGCAUCAGGAUACUCGCGAAAGCGUAUCACCUAGACAACCUCCUCGAGGCAAUAACGGCACGCCUGGUGUCCGACAUGAACCGACGUUCGUCCACCACACUCACCGGCAGAAUCCUGCAGCACCUCCACAAAGUUGUCCAAGACAAGAUGGAGCCGAUCGAAUGGACCGCCUCGGACGAAGACGCGAUCAUGAAGGCCUAUUCGAAAUUCAAAGAAAGAAACUUGAAACCGUCUGCGCCACCCAAAAAAACCACACACUGCAGGAGGCGGGCAGUAGCGUACAAGUCUCCCUCCCUCCCCUCUACGCUAUUCUCUAUUAAUCUGACGCACACCACCAUACAGCGCAUUCCUCCUCCCCUUCAAAAGGGCGCGGACGACGAUGGCGCACAGUGUACUUUUUUUUUUCUCGGUCGCGCUUUCCAUACACACGCGUCCCGGCAGAUCGAGUGCGGCGCACCCUGCUCUCUGUGCGAGAGGUGGACGCGCGUCCUUCUCCGCGCGGCGCUUUCUCGCGCCCUCGCGUUCGUCGAGGACCACCCGCCGAGGCGUUGUUUCCCUCGUCGCUGUGACGAUACGCGAAACGCGUGCGCGCCAAACUCCGCAGCGCCGCUCAUCUCCAACAGCUGACCUGCUUGUCUAAGCACCCUACCCACAGGGUCGAGGAGUCGUCGCACCAGUGCAUGCACGAAACCAACCUGUUUUCGUGUCUGUGAGGAAACGUUCGCUUCCAAAUCAGGUCCUUAGUGUCCCACGAGCGAAUAUGCCCGUCCUCCUCUCCACUCAGAAUUUGCCGGUCGCGAGUCCGGCAGAGCGAGCUCACCUCACCGGCUCCAGCGUCUCCAAAUUUCAUUAUGCACUCGCUCGUCUUGACGUCCCACACGCGGAUCGAAUUGUCGCGGCUGGACGUCCAAAGGCAAUCGUCGACGAUCGCCAGGUCGGUAACCAAAUUGUCGUGUCCGCUGAAUACGCCGACGCACUUGAGCUCGUCUGGACUUGUCAUCUCGUAGCAGACAAUGUAAUUCUUGAUGACGCAA
Schistocerca gregaria is the source of this 2386-nucleotide messenger RNA. RefSeq lists its product as uncharacterized. The transcript is spliced from 3 exons. Gene Ontology annotation, biological process: snRNA 3'-end processing. The coding region runs from base 78 to 1979 and encodes 633 amino acids. NCBI's taxonomy places the organism in Eukaryota, Metazoa, Arthropoda, Insecta, Orthoptera, Acrididae. The record is from RefSeq and is a predicted model, not a curated record. Gene Ontology annotation, cellular component: integrator complex.